AUGUCAGAAGUUGUAAAGAAAAUGUUAUCCAAUCCUCAGCAUUUAUCUUUUCAGUUGAAACUGAAAAAUCACCCCAGCUAUAAAUGGACAGCUAUCAGUUUCUUUGUUCUUGUAUACGUGACAUUAAUCUCUUCAACUGCUGGCCCUUUUACAAUGAAACGCUCUUUAAUAGAUUCUCUCCAAUCAAAAGGAAAUUAUAUCAACCUUUUAACUCUAACAGAACCAAUCCAAAAUGAUUUAUACUUCAAUCCAACUCAUAUAUCAAAUAUUGAUUGUGAUUACUGGAGAAAUUCAUAUCUGAAUGCAUCUACUGCUAUCAACUCAACAGAGUCAUCACCAUUGUAUCUUACACCUCUUCUACCGAUCAGUUUUAUCGUUGAAAUGAUCCCAUAUCCAAGGUUGACAUCAGGACGAUCAUUCUUCUUCACUCGCCUGGAUAAUUAUAAUCGUAUACGUUUAGCGAUAGGAAUAAAUCAAUGGGGUAAAACAGGAGAAAGUAUGGAACUUUGGAUACAUCAUGAAUUAUUCUAUAGUAUUGAACCAACUCCAAGAAUUUCUAGAUAUUAUACUGGAUCAGGUUUAGUGAACCAUGCUGGUCUUGUUGUAGUACCAUUACCAAAUUAUCAGUAUGCGAAUCAAGCAAAACCGAUUACUCUAAUUAUUGAAAUUACAGAUGUCUGUGUUAAAGUGUUCAACAAAUUUAACUCGUUCAAAAAACCGCUCUACCAAAUUUAUUAUCGACAAAAUAUUAAGUAUCAUCAUUUACAUGGAGAUACAUUUGAAAAUAAAUCAGAACAAGCAUCAAUGUUGGAUAGAUUUUAUAUUCUGUCUGGAGGACCUCAUCAUGGAGAUCAAUUUAUGGGAUUCACGAAACAGUUGAAAAUGUUUUUCACUGAAUAUGGUGCUAGAAAAUACUCUUCCGACAACAGCCAUUUCAAAUCAUGUGAAUAUGGAUUAAGCCUAGAGAAUAUUACAAAUGAAUGGAAGAAAUUGAAUUUGUUCGACCAAUCAAACCAAACAGUUAAUCUAAGCAGUACACAAAAAACUUCUGGAAUAUAUGUCAAUAAAACAUCGCCAUCAUCGUUAUUGAAUGGAGAAAUCUUUUUGAAUUCAAAUUUACCGCUAAAUUCAUACAUUAAAACAAAUCAAAAUGAAUUUGAAUCUUCUAUGGCUGUUGAAUGUAUUCAAUAUAAUAAUUGUACACAAUUGGAUUUAGCUGGACUACGAAAAUCGGUGUCAAGUGAAGAAGAAGAAGAAGACAGGGCAUCGUCGAGAGGUGGAGGCGUGGUGGGAGGUGUGAGAAAGGAGGAUUCCGAAGAGGGUGACUUGUUGACGGACGAUGAUCGUGUUGUUGGCGAUGUGGACAAGGCUAGGAAGAAGACGGUGACGGGUGGAGAUGGACAGGUGUCAAGUGAAGAAGAAGAAGAAGACAGGGCAUCGUCGAGAGGUGGAGGCGUGGUGGGAGGUGUGAGAAAGGAGGAUUCCGAAGAGGGUGACUUGUUGACGGACGAUGAUCGUGUUGUUGGCGAUGUGGACAAGGCUAGGAAGAAGACGGUGACGGGUGGAGAUGGACAGGUGUCAAGUGAAGAAGAAGAAGAAGACAGGGCAUCGUCGAGAGGUGGAGGCGUGGUGGGAGGUGUGAGAAAGGAGGAUUCCGAAGAGGGUGACUUGUUGACGGACGAUGAUCGUGUUGUUGGCGAUGUGGACAAGGCUAGGAAGAAGACGGUGACGGGUGGAGAUGGACAGGUGUCAAGUGAAGAAGAAGAAGACAGGGCAUCGUCGAGAGGUGGAGGCGUGGUGGGAGGUGUGAGAAAGGAGGAUUCCGAAGAGGGUGACUUGUUGACGGACGAUGAUCGUGUUGUUGGCGAUGUGGACAAGGCUAGGAAGAAGACGGUGACGGGUGGAGAUGGACAGGUGUCAAGUGAAGAAGAAGAAGACAGGGCAUCGUCGAGAGGUGGAGGCGUGGUGGGAGGUGUGAGAAAGGAGGAUUCCGAAGAGGGUGACUUGUUGACGGACGAUGAUCGUGUUGUUGGCGAUGUGGACAAGGCUAGGAAGAAGACGGUGACGGGUGGAGAUGGACAGGUGUCAAGUGAAGAAGAAGAAGAAGACAGGGCAUCGUCGAGAGGUGGAGGCGUGGUGGGAGGUGUGAGAAAGGAGGAUUCCGAAGAGGGUGACUUGUUGACGGACGAUGAUCGUGUUGUUGGCGAUGUGGACAAGGCUAGGAAGAAGACGGUGACGGGUGGAGAUGGACAGGUGUCAAGUGAAGAAGAAGAAGACAGGGCAUCGUCGAGAGGUGGAGGCGUGGUGGGAGGUGUGAGAAAGGAGGAUUCCGAAGAGGGUGACUUGUUGACGGACGAUGAUCGUGUUGUUGGCGAUGUGGACAAGGCUAGGAAGAAGACGGUGACGGGUGGAGAUGGACAGGUGUCAAGUGAAGAAGAAGAAGACAGGGCAUCGUCGAGAGGUGGAGGCGUGGUGGGAGGUGUGAGAAAGGAGGAUUCCGAAGAGGGUGACUUGUUGACGGACGAUGAUCGUGUUGUUGGCGAUGUGGACAAGGCUAGGAAGAAGACGGUGACGGGUGGAGAUGGACAGGUGUCAAGUGAAGAAGAAGAAGACAGGGCAUCGUCGAGAGGUGGAGGCGUGGUGGGAGGUGUGAGAAAGGAGGAUUCCGAAGAGGGUGACUUGUUGACGGACGAUGAUCGUGUUGUUGGCGAUGUGGACAAGGCUAGGAAGAAGACGGUGACGGGUGGAGAUGGACAGGUGUCAAGUGAAGAAGAAGAAGACAGGGCAUCGUCGAGAGGUGGAGGCGUGGUGGGAGGUGUGAGAAAGGAGGAUUCCGAAGAGGGUGACUUGUUGACGGACGAUGAUCGUGUUGUUGGCGAUGUGGACAAGGCUAGGAAGAAGACGGUGACGGGUGGAGAUGGACAGGUGUCAAGUGAAGAAGAAGAAGACAGGGCAUCGUCGAGAGGUGGAGGCGUGGUGGGAGGUGUGAGAAAGGAGGAUUCCGAAGAGGGUGACUUGUUGACGGACGAUGAUCGUGUUGUUGGCGAUGUGGACAAGGCUAGGAAGAAGACGGUGACGGGUGGAGAUGGACAGGUGUCAAGUGAAGAAGAAGAAGACAGGGCAUCGUCGAGAGGUGGAGGCGUGGUGGGAGGUGUGAGAAAGGAGGAUUCCGAAGAGGGUGACUUGUUGACGGACGAUGAUCGUGUUGUUGGCGAUGUGGACAAGGCUAGGAAGAAGACGGUGACGGGUGGAGAUGGACAGGUGUCAAGUGAAGAAGAAGAAGACAGGGCAUCGUCGAGAGGUGGAGGCGUGGUGGGAGGUGUGAGAAAGGAGGAUUCCGAAGAGGGUGACUUGUUGACGGACGAUGAUCGUGUUGUUGGCGAUGUGGACAAGGCUAGGAAGAAGACGGUGACGGGUGGAGAUGGACAGGUGUCAAGUGAAUUAGAAGAAGACAGGGCAUCGUCGAGAGGUGGAGGCGUGGUGGGAGGUGUGAGAAAGGAGGAUUCCGAAGAGGGUGACUUGUUGACGGACGAUGAUCGUGUUGUUGGCGAUGUGGACAAGGCUAGGAAGAAGACGGUGACGGGUGGAGAUGGACAGGUGUCAAGUGAAGAAGAAGAAGACAGGGCAUCGUCGAGAGGUGGAGGCGUGGUGGGAGGUGUGAGAAAGGAGGAUUCCGAAGAGGGUGACUUGUUGACGGACGAUGAUCGUGUUGUUGGCGAUGUGGACAAGGCUAGGAAGAAGACGGUGACGGGUGGAGAUGGACAGGUGUCAAGUGAAGAAGAAGAAGACAGGGCAUCGUCGAGAGGUGGAGGCGUGGUGGGAGGUGUGAGAAAGGAGGAUUCCGAAGAGGGUGACUUGUUGACGGACGAUGAUCGUGUUGUUGGCGAUGUGGACAAGGCUAGGAAGAAGACGGUGACGGGUGGAGAUGGACAGGUGUCAAGUGAAGAAGAAGAAGACAGGGCAUCGUCGAGAGGUGGAGGCGUGGUGGGAGGUGUGAGAAAGGAGGAUUCCGAAGAGGGUGACUUGUUGACGGACGAUGAUCGUGUUGUUGGCGAUGUGGACAAGGCUAGGAAGAAGACGGUGACGGGUGGAGAUGGACAGGUGUCAAGUGAAGAAGAAGAAGACAGGGCAUCGUCGAGAGGUGGAGGCGUGGUGGGAGGUGUGAGAAAGGAGGAUUCCGAAGAGGGUGACUUGUUGACGGACGAUGAUCGUGUUGUUGGCGAUGUGGACAAGGCUAGGAAGAAGACGGUGACGGGUGGAGAUGGACAGGUGUCAAGUGAAGAAGAAGAAGACAGGGCAUCGUCGAGAGGUGGAGGCGUGGUGGGAGGUGUGAGAAAGGAGGAUUCCGAAGAGGGUGACUUGUUGACGGACGAUGAUCGUGUUGUUGGCGAUGUGGACAAGGCUAGGAAGAAGACGGUGACGGGUGGAGAUGGACAGGUGUCAAGUGAAGAAGAAGAAGACAGGGCAUCGUCGAGAGGUGGAGGCGUGGUGGGAGGUGUGAGAAAGGAGGAUUCCGAAGAGGGUGACUUGUUGACGGACGAUGAUCGUGUUGUUGGCGAUGUGGACAAGGCUAGGAAGAAGACGGUGACGGGUGGAGAUGGACAGGUGUCAAGUGAAGAAGAAGAAGACAGGGCAUCGUCGAGAGGUGGAGGCGUGGUGGGAGGUGUGAGAAAGGAGGAUUCCGAAGAGGGUGACUUGUUGACGGACGAUGAUCGUGUUGUUGGCGAUGUGGACAAGGCUAGGAAGAAGACGGUGACGGGUGGAGAUGGACAGAGUGAAGCUCAACAAAUUGUGACUAUCCAUGUUGGACCAAAAGGAGAUACAGGCCCGCAGGGUCCAAUUGGUCCAAUCGGUUCAAAAGGUCACUGUCCAGAAACAAUAUGUCCUUUGAUUGAUUUAAGUCUUUUCAAGGGUGUUCAAGGUGAUCCCGGACCAACAAAUCAAUGUUGCAGUUCAUGCAAUGCUAUCAAAGGAAUUACAGGCGAAAAAGGAAUAAGAGGGCCUAAAGGCGAAAUGGGAGAUAAGCGUGAAUUAACAUUCAUGGAAGCCUUACAACUUGUUAAGUAUACUUUGGAUGUGACACCAAAUGAUUAUUUCUCAAAAGGUCCAAAAGGUGAAAAAGGCGAGGUAAUAUUGAGAAGAUUUAUUCGAAAAAUACGUUCACAGAACAACAGCAAAUUACAAAGACUUAGACGGGAACAAAUGCAUGCAAGACAUUUCAACUUUCGAGUUUAUAGAAUACAGGAAAAGCGAAAUCGUAUCAAACGUUCAUCAUCAACACCUUCUACAGAUCAAUCACAACAUCGUCCAGAUUUAUUUUUCACAGGAUGGAAUAAAAUGGAUACAGGAAAUCAGAAAAUUUUAGGCGUUAAAAUAAUUCACAAUAUAAAUGAAUUGAAAACAAUUGGUACAGUCUUACCAGCUGGUGCUUUAGUUGUUAGUGAAAUGCCAUCAACAGUAUCAUCGAAUAAAUACACAUUUCAAUGGGAUUCACAAAUAAAUCAAUUGAAUUCACUUGGUUUAUUCAUGAAAACUGAAUAUGUUAAUAAUACAUGGAUAAGAGUACCUGUGAAAUUCGAACGAGAAAUUACAUAUGGCAUUCCUGAACAUACUGAAGAAAGGCGUGAUAAAUUACCUCAUAAAAGAGAAUCACCUCCUUCAUUUGAUAGUACAAGAUAUAAAGAAAAGAUUGUAUUUGCAUUUCAUCCUAUACCGUUUACUGGUGGAUCUUUCUCUGGUUGGCAUGGUGCUGAUGCUAACUGUCACCAAACUGCUUUACAUCGUCUUGGAAUUCCACGAUUUAAAGCAUUUCUUGUAGAUAAAAAUUUUCCAGUUGAACGUCUUGUAAAAUGGCAAUAUCAAAAUAUUCCUGUGAUAAAUUUAGAGAGUCAAAUAAUAUUUCCUAAAUGGAGAGAUUUCCUCUAUGGUGUUCGUUCAAAUGUGAAUGUACCAUUCUACGAUUUAAACGGGAUGCCUGAUGUUCAAAGCUCUGCAAACAGAAGCUUUUGGCUUGGAGGUGGAGUAAAUUUUGGAUGCGAUGAUUGGACUUCUAGUUCCCCUAUGAAAUAUGGUCUUGUAUGGUCAUUUGAUUAUUUAACUGGAGAGAUAAAAAUCAGCUAUGCAAAGUGUAAUUCAUACAAUUAUCUAAUGUGUUAUAAGCUAUUACGCUUACCAGUAGUAGCUUUAUAA
This is a messenger RNA of Trichobilharzia regenti, 6189 nucleotides long. Lineage: Eukaryota; Metazoa; Platyhelminthes; Trematoda; Strigeidida; Schistosomatidae. The record is from the annotation of a GenBank genome assembly.